This is a messenger RNA of Sinocyclocheilus anshuiensis, 2964 nucleotides long. RefSeq lists its product as uncharacterized. NCBI's taxonomy places the organism in Eukaryota, Metazoa, Chordata, Actinopteri, Cypriniformes, Cyprinidae. The transcript has 13 exons. The coding region runs from base 1 to 2964 and encodes 987 amino acids. The record is from RefSeq and is a predicted model, not a curated record.
AUGGGACCAAGAGUCAUGGGUUUACAGCUUGUCCCACCAGCAUGUUUCCAUAUUGUGCUGUUAACGCUGUGUAGUGUGUCUGGUGCAGAUGAAACAGGGUCAGUGUCAGUGAUGGAAGGAGAUUCCGUCACUCUACACACUGAUGUUAGUGAAAUAAAGAACGAUGAUACGUUACUGUGGGUGUUUGGACCUAAAGGAUUUGUCAUAUCUCAAAUAACAAGAAAGAACGAUUUGACCUCAUUUUUUGUCACCGAUGAUGUGGGAUUCAGAGGCAGAUUGCAAGUGGAUCAAAAAACUGGCUCUCUCACUAUUAGAAAUACAAGGAUCACACACUCUGGACAAUAUAAACUAACUAUCUCUAGAGAAAAGACUACGACCAAAAUAUUUAGUGUUACUGUCUUUGGUAUUGUUAAUGAGACGGAUGGAAUGAAAUCAUUGUCAGUGAUGGAAGGAGAUUCUGUCACGCUACACACUGAUGCUGAAAUGCACACAGAUGAUCUGAUAGUGUGGAGGUUUGGAGAUAAAGGCAUCCUCCUGGCUAAACUCGAUGUAGAGACUAAAGAGACCUCAUUAAAUGAUGCUGAUGAGAGAUUCAAAGAUCGACUGCAGCUGAAUCAGACCGGAUCUCUGACCAUCACAAACACCAGAACUGAACACGCUGGACUUUAUGAAGUACAGAUCAGAGGCCAUGAGAGCUCACAGCGAUUCUUUCUUUUUGUCACGGCGGUUCCCAUUCUGGGUCUGUCUCCAGGUGCUAUAGCAGGGAUAGCUGUUGCCGUUCUGCUGGCGGUUGCAGUUGUGAUUCACUAUCAAUGCAGAAUCUCUAAACUAAAAACACAAGUGGGUGAAGAUAAGUCAGCGAAGGAAGGAGAAUCUGUCGCUCUACCCACUGGUCUUACUGAAAUACAUAAAGAUGAUAAGAUACAAUGGUGGUACGAAGAUGAAAACAAUCUCAUUGCUGAAAUCCAUGGAGUGACCAAUAAGAGAACGUGUCCUGGUGCUGAUGGGAGAUUCAGGAGCAAACUGAGCCUAGAUGAUUAUGGAGAUCUCACCAUCAAUAACGUCAGAACCAUUCACACUGGACUCUAUAAACUCAAGAUCAGCGGCAGAAGAAGAACCAAAUACAAGCAAUUCAUUCUGACCGUUGGUGGUGUGUUUGAUGCAGAAACAGAUAUAACGAUGUCAGUGAUGGAAGGAGAUUCUGUCACUCUACACACUAAUCUUACUGAAAUACUGAACGAUGAUACGUUACUGUGGGUGUUUGGACCUAAAGGCUUUGUCAUAUCUCAAAUAACGAGAAAAAAAGACCUGACCUCUUUUUUCGUCACCGAUGAUGUGGGAUUCAGAGACAGAUUGCAAGUGGACCAAAUAACCGGCUCUCUCACCAUCAGAAACACCAGAAUCAGACACUCUAGACAAUAUAAACUAUCCUUCUCUAGAGAAAAGACUACGACUAAGACAUUAAAUGUUACUGUAAUUGAUGGGUGGAGUGAAUCAGUACUGGAGGGAGAUUCUGUCACUCUACAAAAUUAUGUUACUGAAAUACAAAGAGAUGAUCUGAUAGUGUGGAGGUUUGGAGAUAAAGGUGUCCUCCUGGCUAAAAUCGAUGUGGAAACUAACGAGACUUCAUUAAAUGAUGCUGAUGAGAGAUUCAAAGACAGACUGCAGCUGGAUCAGACUGGGUCUCUGAUCAUCAAGAACACCAGAACUGAACACACUGGACUUUAUGAACUACAGAUCAGAGGCCGUGAGAGCUCGCAGCAAUUCCUGGUUUCUGUCAGUGCUCUUCCUGAUCUGGGUCUGUCUCCAGGUGUUAUAGUUGGGAUAUCUGCUGCUGUUCUGCUGUUUUUGACUGCAGUUGUAGCUGUUGUUGUGAAUUACUAUCGCAGCAAGAUCUCUGAACUAAAAAAGCAAGUGGCUGUGACAGUUGAAGAAAAGUCAGUGGCAGACGGAGAUUCUGUCACUUUAGAGACUGAUACUGAGCUACAAAAAGAUGAUAAAAUACAGUGGUGCUAUAAAGAAGACAACAAUCUCAUUGCUGAAAUAAGUGGAGCGACCAGUAAAAAAACAUAUGAUGGUUUUGAUGAGAUAUUCAGAAGCAAACUGGUGCUGGAUGAGAAGACUGGAGAUCUCAGCAUCAAUAACAUCAGAAGAAUUCACUCUGGACUCUAUAAACUACAGAUCAGCCGCAAAAACAAAAGAACCGAAUACAAGAAUUUCAUUGUUACUGUCAAAGUGAGGACAGAGCCCGUGAAGUCUGGAGAAUUUGUGACUUUAAAUAUUGACACUGAAAUACAAAGCGAUGAUCUGAUACUGUGGACAUUUGGAGCUAAAAAUUGUCUCGUUGUUAAAGUUGAUUCAGGAACAACUACUAUUAGUGAGAAUUUCAGAGGCAGACUGCAGCUAGAUCAUCAGACUGGAUCUCUGACAAUUAGAAACACCAGAACCACAGACUCUGGAGUUUAUAAACUACAAAUCAUCAACAGUGAACAGACCACAUUCAGGAGAUUUGACGUGACUGUCACUGCUCGUCUGCCUGUUCCCGUCAUCAGCAGAGACUUUUCUGUUCUGACCCUGCACCAGAAUUGUUCACUGCUGUGUUCAGUGGUGAAUGUGAGUCAUGUGACUCUCUCCUGGUACAAAGGAAACAGUUUAUUGUCCAGCAUCAGUGUGUCUGAUCUCAGCAUCAGUCUCUCUCUACCUCUGGAGGUGGAAUAUCAGGAUAAAAACACCUACAGCUGUGUGCUCAACAAUCCCAUCAGAAACCAGACCAAACAUCUGGACAUCAGUCAACUCUGUCAGCCAUGUUCAGUCUGUAUCUGCUGCUGUGGUGUUAUUGGAGUUGUGAUCCGAUUGGCUCUCUCUGCUCUGGUGGGCGUGGCUGUUGUUGCUGUGCUGGUUUAUGACAUCAGAUCCAGAAGCCUUCAAAAGAAGAGAAGAAAGAAUACAACACCAUCAGAUUAA